Ipomoea triloba (trilobed morning glory) is the source of this 2037-nucleotide messenger RNA. RefSeq names its product kinase-interacting protein 1-like. The record is from RefSeq and is a predicted model, not a curated record. The transcript has a single exon. Bases 1 to 2037 code for a protein of 678 amino acids. Lineage: Eukaryota; Viridiplantae; Streptophyta; Magnoliopsida; Solanales; Convolvulaceae.
AUGGACUCGAGGAAAUCAGAGCAGCAGGUACGAAGUACUCAACAAGGGAGGAUUGAUGUGGAGUCAUUACGCGAAAAGAUUAAAGAAGAACUGCAGGUAUCCAGUGCCACAAAUGUAAACAUGUCUGAACUGGCUGAGAAGGUUGAUGAACUCGUGGAGAAGAUCAUAAGUUUGGAAAGUGCAGUGCAGUCUCAGAAUUCUUAUGUUAACAGAUUAAAGGCAGAGGCGAAUGAGCUUCAUGAACAUCUUCAUAGAGUAGAUGACGAGAAGGAGAGUUUGAUUCAAGACUCUGAGAACAUGAAUAAGAAGAUAAGAGAACUCGAGAAAGAGCUUCAGAGAGUUCUGAAUCUAAAUCAUAAAGUCAACGACCACAGCAAUCAUAUCCAAACUCGCAUUGCCGAAGCAAGUUGCAGGCUAGAUGACCUCGCUGGGAAACUGAUAAAUGUUUUGCCAGACGAAGAGACAAAUACUACUGCUGCUUCUGGCCAAGAGCAGCUUCAGGUGCAUAAAGACCUUUCAGCAAAUAAUAGCAAUUCCACUGUCUCAGGUGUUCAAAUGGCAGAAGACAACCUAAAGAAAGAUGGAAAUAGUGAGGUGAUUCCAUCUACCAGUCCAAAGGAGAUUCAAGCACAUGAUGCCAUACCGGCUGCUCAGAGCACUUUGGCCAUCUCAGGGGUUAAAUCAACUGAAGAGAAGCAGAUGAAAGAUGGAAAUCCAGAACAAGGUACUUCUGCUCUCCACAGCUUAAUGAUAACCACAAAUUUUAUUUCACUAACCCAGUGUACUCAUGCAGGAAUUCAUCAACACUCGAGGACACAAGUGGAGAAAGAUGAACCUGUCAAAGAAGACGAUCAGCCAAAUUGGAAAGAGUUAUUUUUAAAUGGUUUGGAUGACAGAGACAAGCUUCUACUAGAUGAGUACAUAACUGCACUGGGAAAUUACAGGGACGUAAAGAACAAGCUUAACGAAGCAGAGAAGAAACGGAGGGCUAGCCAAUUCCAAUAUGUUGUUCAGGUAAAAGUUCUGAAGAAUUCUAAUGCCUUGAAGGAUGCACAGAUUCAAUCUCUGCAGAAGAAACUUCAAGAGAACCAUUUGGAAUCUCCAAAGUCGAGUGAAAGUACAGUGAAAGCCAGCUUGGACACUAGAGAUGAACCCACAGAUGUCCGUCACAGACUAACCCUCUCUGAAUUAUUACAUGAUUCAAUCCUUAAAGAAACAGCAUCUCAAGAAAAGAGUAAAGGUUAUCCUGCCGGAGAAGAAACAACAUCUCAAGAAGAGAUUAAGUCUCCAAGCACCAAAGAUGAUGAAGAAGAUAUCAUCCCUGAGGUGCUCAGUGUUGAAGAGCCUCAAUGUUUUUCAGCAAUUGAAGAAAAGAUACGCACGGAUAUUGAUGACCUAUUGGAAGAGAACAUACAAUUCUGGCACAGGUUUAGCAACGCUUUCCAGCUGAUACGAAAAUAUGAAACUUCAGUCGAGGAUUUACACACUGAGCUGCAGGAUGCCAGAGAAAAGGCCAAGCAAGAAGGGAAUAAUAAACCCAUGUCACUACUCUCAGGAGUCCGGCCUAUAUACAGACACCUGAGAGAAAUACUGAGCGAAUUAACGCUAUGGCUGGAAACCAAUGCAGUUCACAAAGAUGACUUACAGAACAGGUUGUCAUCUCUUUCCAACAUUGAAGAUGAGAUAACGAUGUUGUCAAAGGAAGGGGCUGAAGGGGAAGAACCAGAGCUGGGUACCUAUCAAGCAGCAAAGUUCCAAGGUGAGAUUCAGAAUAUGAAACAGGAGAACAAAAAGGUUGCAAGCCAGCUGGAAGCAGGAGUUGAGCUUGUGCACAAGCUGCAAGACGAUAUUAAUAAGACAAUAUCAAAACUUGAUGAAGAAUUUGGAUUCAAAAAGGAUAACUCAUCAAGUCGUUCCAGGAUUCCCUUGAGAUCCUUCCUGUUUGGAGUGAAAACGAAGAAACAGAAGCCAUCAAUCUUUGCAUGUGUAAGUCCAGCACUGCAGAGACAGUAUAGUGAUAUAUUUUUACCAGAAUAG